AAUGCGCAUUCGUGAAACACAACUCAAGUAAUAAGGGUGUUCAACUUCUUUGUUCAGUGUUUAAUGUUUAUAAACUUGUAAUAUUUGACAAAAAAAAAAAACUGUCUUGAAAGUAAUAUAUUUUACAGACGUGUUUAACCGAAUACAUAAAAAAUGGGAAUGAUUUCGCGAGUGCGCGGACGUCUUCGAAGUGAUUCUUUCUCGAAGUUUCAUACAAUUAAAUCUGAGGACAAAAUUGCAAAUAUCGUGUGGUUGAUAUCGUUAGUAUUUUUACUCCCAUAUUGGGCCCCCCGAGGGCUGCUGGUCGCUCUAGGCGGCGCAUGGUUAAUGGCAGCUUAUACUUGUCUAAUGCUGCCACUGCUUAUCUCUGCUAACUACCGUUAUCCUGCUAGAUGGUACCCUGCCGUCGCAAAAGUUGUAAGAAAGAUCGUUCGCCGUCUUCGAGCUCCAACUGCCUGUGUCCUGGGAGUUCUGAAGACGGCGUAUGCACCAAUCGAUCGAGCAGAGAAACUAUUUCUACAAAUGAACAAUCUUUCCACAAUGAUAAGUCAGUUACUUUUGUUUACUGCCUGUGACCGUCUCCUAGUAUUCCAUGGAAGACUGACCUGCCUCUAUUCGUUAAUGUUCUACAAUGUUAUAACAUAUUCGGUUAACUAUGUGCGCGAAAUUUGCACUAAAGAAGACUGGUCCCCGUAUGUGAACGUGACUCGUCAUUCACAAGUAAAACACCUCGCGAUGUCAGCAACCAAAAUAGUUUUGGAGUGGACAAAAGCAGUAACCUUCAUAGUCACGAUGACUUUCAUUCUCUUAACGCUAGGAUUAGAGCAAGGUUUGGAGCAUUUCCGCCCGACGGCCUUGUACACGAUCGUUACUGGGACGUAUUAUCUUCUAUCAGAGAAGACAUUCCUCGAAUUAUGGCCGAUUGCCCUAACUGCAUUGAAAUUAGAACGACUCGAAGGUAUGGAACCGUUAUAUUGUGGAGUUUGGGCUAGAGGUAUCACAACGGUCAUAGCGGUUCCUCUGGUGCCCAUGCUCGCGUGGAACGAGCGCUGGAGGUUAGCAUUUUUGAUCUUAUACAUUUGUAUAAUUGUGCACGGCCGUCAUAGACUCGGUGAAGCAUUAGUGAAGUUGAAUGAAGCUCAGAGUUCUCUAGCAAGAUUUAGACGAGCGACUCCAGAAGAAUUGUCUACUCUAGAAGAUGUUUGUGCUGUGUGUCUUGGUACAAUGAAAUCAGCUAGAGUAACACCAUGCGCACAUUUCUUCCAUGCGGAUUGCUUAAGAAAGUGCCUAGCGACGUCUGAUAGAUGUCCUAUCUGUGUUAGGGAAUAUAUGUUCUGUUAGGGAAAGCUUAAAAACAAAAGACUGGUUGCCUACGAUUCGUAAAACAUUCUUGUUUGAAUAAUUCGAACGCACCUUUUUGUCUGACAAAUGUGUGAUAUAAUGACAUAAGAUUAAAUAUAUAAAUGUUUAAGGAAAAAAAGAGUCACUAAAUUUCGUGGCCUCUUAACGAUUAAAUUUGUAUAACUGUAUCACAAGCAGGAAAAUAUUAUGUUUUGUGUCUACACAAUACGUUAUUGUUUAGUUGUAUUUAAGUUAAUGCUUUUAUAUGUAAUUUAAUUGUACUAUAUAAUAACUUAAUAAAAAACGUAUAAAAAUUAAAAUAAAAUUCAAUUACAAAUAAAAAAAUAAUUUUCAUUACUUUCUAGCGUAAUAACUAAACUACACCGAAUUUGUUCUGUUUUAGUACUCCUUUUUAUAUAAGGUAUAUAUAUAUAUUUUGUGGAGAAGGAAUCAGUAUUAUAUUCGAUUAUAGGAUACAAAAAUGAAUGAAAAACUUGUGUAAUAUAUAUUUAUAAUAUAAUAAUAAUUAUACGAAUCUACACCAAAAAUAAAGUAAUAUAAUUUACACAUAACGCAUUAAUUUCCUAGAAAACGAUAAAAAAUAUAUAUAUUUGAUACUUGAUUUCAUUAUUACUAUACACCUACUAGCAAAAAACGUCAGGCGUCCUACCUUUAAAUGUAUUCAUUAAUUGCCGGAUAUAUAAAAAGGGAUGACCUUUAUUUGGCGACAGAUAAUUGAAGGUUUAGUUGUGUGUGAACAAAUUAAAUAUAAACAAAAAUUAACGGAAAUAUGAACUGUAAAAUGUAUAGUUAACUGCAAAAAAAAAAUAAGAAUAUCAAAUAUUCUCUGUGCUCAAAUAUAUAUAAAUGUAUUAUGCAUAAAAAUAAUUUAAUGGUGAUUAGUUGAACGAUAGAAUGUGCCCACUUUCAUGGGGAUCUGUCAAACGGUGCCGCAGCUUUUUAAUUUUAAACAGCUAUAGCAACAUCUAUUUUUAAAUACUUAAAUUAUUUAUUUUACAAACAAAAUAACCGCAUAUACUUUGAAAUAUGCUCAUUACAGAUAAAAUAUUUUAGUGACAUCAACUUAAAUACAAGGACAAAAUUGAUUUGUACAAAAUAGACAAAAUAGAUUUUUCUGUAGUUCUCGGAUACUAAGGUAUUACUAUUUUUUUUGUCACGGUACGUUAGUAGUUAAAUCUUGGUAAAUUUUGUUUUGUUCCCGUUUUAUAGCGAUAAAUUAACUUAAAAAAAGUUAUAUGUGUUGUUCUACAGGAUUACCUUAUGGUGUUUUGUUAUUUCUUAUUAUAAUGUGUUUUAUUUUUAUUUUGACUUCGAACACUGUCAUCAUGUCUUGAAUAUUUGAUAAAAAUAUAAAUAUCUAUUACUUA
Messenger RNA from Nymphalis io (European peacock), 2729 nucleotides. RefSeq lists its product as uncharacterized. Gene Ontology annotation, biological process: protein ubiquitination; ubiquitin-dependent protein catabolic process. The record is from RefSeq and is a predicted model, not a curated record. Bases 154 to 1341 code for a protein of 395 amino acids. Gene Ontology annotation, cellular component: ubiquitin ligase complex; cytosol. The transcript is spliced from 4 exons. Gene Ontology annotation, molecular function: ubiquitin protein ligase activity. NCBI's taxonomy places the organism in Eukaryota, Metazoa, Arthropoda, Insecta, Lepidoptera, Nymphalidae.